UGAUUGUCAAAGUCAUUAUUGCGUGUAACAUUUUGAUUGCAAGGAGGUGAAAAUACAAAUUUUUCCUAUAAAUUAACAGAAAAUGAUGAAACUGCAAUAUUGGUUGUGUUUUUAUUUUGUUGUGCCUACUUUAAGUCAUGAGAAAGGUUUUGAUGAUACGGUUCUUUUCCUUUUAAACUGGCCGGGUGAAUCUUUUGAACCAGAUCCAAGUCUUAAACAUAUCGUUGUAAGCACUUCCCACGAAGAAAAAUAUAAGUGUUAUUUACCUAAUGUGCAAGAGCCGGAAGUCUCCUCAGUUGAUAAAUAUGAAGGUCCAUCGCCUUUAGAGUUAGUAGCCCCGUUAUUUUCACAAAACACAUGUUUGUAUCGAUUGGAAUCUUAUUGGACUUACGAGUUGUGUCAUGGAAAUUUUAUACGACAAUAUCACGAGGAUAGGGAAGGAAAAAAAGUUAAACUGCAAGAAUAUGUUUUGGGAAAAUGGGAUAAAAAUCAUUAUCAAAUAUUAUUAGAUCGCUGGAACGAUUUAUCGGAUGAAGAAAAAAAUAUUUCACCUCCAACUAAAAAAGUGGAUGGAAUCAAUUUACCUUACUAUGCUGUUAACAUGGAAAAUGGUACAUUAUGCGAAUUAAAUAAUAAUAAACCAAGAGAAACUAAAGUGAUGUACGUUUGUUAUGUUCAUGGAAAACAUGAAAUUUAUUCAUUAAAAGAAACUUCAACAUGUCAAUAUGAAAUAGUCGUUUUAAGUCCACUUUUAUGCUUGCAUCCAAAAUAUAAACCACAAGAAACUGAAGAAAAUCAAAUCAAUUGUGUACCAUUGGAUGGAAGUCCAAAAAAACCAUAUAACUUAAUUAAAAUGAAACAUGAAAGUAAUAAAUUAAGAAGAAAAGCUGAUGUAGAACCGAUUAGAGUUGAAAUUUAUCCAUUAGAUCUAAAAGAUAAGGAGGAAACUGUUAAAGAAACCACCCCAAUUGAUACAUCACCUGUAGAAAAUUUUUUAUCAGGGAAAAAUUGUUUGCACGGCGGAACCGGUUGGUGGAAAUAUGAAUUUUGUUAUGGAAAAUCUGUUGAACAGUAUCAUAUGGAGAGGGAUAAAACAAAAACUUCAAUCAGUUUAGGAUUUUUUGAUAAAAAGAAGCAUAUAGAGUGGAUCAAUGCCCAUCCCAAUAAAAAACCUAAGCCUGUAGCGGUUCGUACACAACUCUCUCACUUUUAUUCCGGCGGAAAUGUUUGUGAUAAAACCGGAAAACCAAGACAAACAGAAGUUCGAUUAAAAUGUUUAGAGAAUGCAUCUAGUUCAAACGCCGUUUCUUUAUAUUUAUUAGAACCUAAAUACUGUGAGUACAUUUUAGGUGUUGAAUCACCGUUAAUUUGCGAUAUUUUGGCGAAUGCUAACGAGUACGGUUUGGUAGAGAACAUUAAAAACGACGAUGACGAUGAUAUUCCUACAAUUAAUUUUAAAGUUUAAAAUUUGUAUAAUUUUGUUUUGUAAUAAUUUAAAUAAAAAGAUUUAAAGUUAA
This is a messenger RNA of Onthophagus taurus, 1517 nucleotides long. Its product is annotated as endoplasmic reticulum lectin 1. Gene Ontology annotation, cellular component: endoplasmic reticulum lumen. Gene Ontology annotation, biological process: ERAD pathway; retrograde protein transport, ER to cytosol; endoplasmic reticulum unfolded protein response. The record is from RefSeq and is a predicted model, not a curated record. NCBI's taxonomy places the organism in Eukaryota, Metazoa, Arthropoda, Insecta, Coleoptera, Scarabaeidae.